AUGGCACCACCAAUCACGCCUCCCGCCGCCUCGAUCCUCCCAGCACCGCUUUUGCUAUUCGAUGAAGCCGUCGUGCUCGCACUGGUCAUCGUGGCAGUGCCAGUCGAAGAAGUAGCUGCAGCAGAUGAGGUGCUAGAAGCGAUGGCUUGCACGUCGGAAGGCAUGAGGGUACCGCAGGUCUUGCAGGCUUCAGAGCCGGGGUUGGCGAUACGGCAUUGGGCGAAAGUGGCUUCGCAAAUGAAGUUGGGCAGGGUGCCUUGGUAUGCGGCUAUGUUUGAGGGACCGGUGCCGUUGGCGCAGUGGGAGGAUGAGAAGGUUGGUGAGGGUGUUGGUGACAAUGAUGGUGACGGUGGUGGUGAUGCUGCAGCUGGGAAGAGUCUUGUGUGGGACUUACGCCAGUGCAAGAGUUAG
Molecule: messenger RNA, 411 nt
Organism: Letharia lupina
Lineage: Eukaryota; Fungi; Ascomycota; Lecanoromycetes; Lecanorales; Parmeliaceae
Exons: 2
Coding region: 1-411 (136 amino acids)
Source: RefSeq, a predicted model, not a curated record